Messenger RNA from Penicillium bovifimosum, 768 nucleotides. RefSeq names its product mitochondrial 54S ribosomal protein bL21m. Bases 1 to 768 code for a protein of 255 amino acids. The transcript has a single exon. Gene Ontology annotation, molecular function: structural constituent of ribosome. Lineage: Eukaryota; Fungi; Ascomycota; Eurotiomycetes; Eurotiales; Aspergillaceae. The record is from RefSeq and is a predicted model, not a curated record. Gene Ontology annotation, cellular component: mitochondrial large ribosomal subunit; ribosome.
AUGUUCUCACGCUCCGCUCUCCGGAGCCUCACCUCCGAGCUACGUUGGACCGCACCGUCCACAAUCUCAUCCGCUCCCCUUCAACGAGCAUGCCUGCACCAAACCGCCUCCAAGAUGAGCUCUCAACAACCGGAAGCCCAAUCUUCAUCCACCCACCCCGAAUCACCCCUCAGCGCCACCCCCCGCGCCCAAGACUCCCAACCAAGCGCUCGCCGACCCGGCUUCGACGAAAUGACCAUGACACCCCGAGCACGCGCCGACGUCCCCAUCGCCAAACAACCCGUCGCUCCCACCUUCACCUCCCCCCUCAAAGUGACCAAAUCCCUCAUGUCGCAGCUCCCCCACCUCGUCGGCCAGAAGCCGCACUACAUCGUCGCCCAUUUGCAUGCGCGGCCAUACCUCUUGACUGAAGGUGAUCACAUCCGUCUGCCGUUCCUCAUGCCGAACGUGAAGGCGGGCGAUAUUCUGCGCUUCAACCGCGCUUCGGCUAUUGGAUCCCGUGAUUUCACGAUGAAGGGGGCGCCGACUGUCGACGAGCGCAUCUAUGAGUGUCGCGUGCGUGUGACGGGUGUGGAUGCGGAGCCGUUGCGCAUUAAGGAGAAGACGAAGAGGAGACAGAGACAUGUUAAGCAGGCUAAGAGUAAGCACCGCUAUACGCUGAUGCGGGUUAUGGAUGUGCGGGUUAAGACGCCGGAGGAGUUGUUGGCGGAGGGUGCGGUGGUCGUUGAGGAUGGUCAGGAUGGCUCGGUUAUUGAACCCCGGUCAUGA